This is a messenger RNA of Triplophysa dalaica, 1464 nucleotides long. RefSeq names its product retinol dehydrogenase 13 (gene crdhl). Lineage: Eukaryota; Metazoa; Chordata; Actinopteri; Cypriniformes; Nemacheilidae. The record is from RefSeq and is a predicted model, not a curated record. Bases 167 to 1249 code for a protein of 360 amino acids. The transcript has 8 exons.
UGAUAGCCUAAUUUAUUUCUGUGCCCAAUGUCUCAAAAUACUAACGGCAAUACUUCUGUGUAUUAUUGUAACCAUUUUAUAACCUGCCUUUAUAGUAAAUAUUGUAUUGUCAACUCUAAAUAUAUUAACAAUCAAUCGUUCACAUUAUUCAUAUUAUUAUGUUGAGAUGUCUCUUCGUGGGAGCUGUUGUCCUCCUAACCUUAUGUCGAUGACAUUGGUGAGGAAUCAGGCAGAAGUACAACAGACUUUGGAUACGGGAGAGAUGAUGGAUCGAGUUAUAACAUCUGAUCGCGUGAAUCACGGCGCUGUCAUCGCGCUGGCAGCAGUCAGCUUGAUUCUGCUGAGAAAAUGGAUAGCUGGUGGAGUGUGCAAAAGCCGUGCUGGUUUGGACGGAAAGACGGUUGUGAUCACAGGUGGCAAUAAUGGGAUUGGGAAGGAAACUGCAAGAGAAAUGGCUCGCAGAGGUGCUCGGGUAGUGAUGGCCUGCCGUGACCUCACUAGCGCUGAGAACGCUGCAGACUCUAUUCGUCGCUCCACAGGAAAUGGCAAUGUAGUCGUCAGGCACUUGAAUUUGGCAUCUCUUUACUCUGUCCGACAAUUUGCAAAAGAGCUCAUUGCCACAGAGGAACGACUGGACAUACUCAUCAACAAUGCAGGUGUGAUGAUGUGUCCCAAAUGGACCACAGAGGAUGGCUUUGAGACACAGUUUGCUGUCAAUCAUUUGGGGCAUUUUCUUCUGACCAAUCUGCUGUUAGGAAUGUUAAAAAGAUCCUCCCCUAGCCGGGUCGUGAACGUGUCCAGCAUUGCACAUGUUGGAGGGAAAAUUGAAUUCGAUGAUCUGUUUUUUGACAAAAACCCUUACAGUCCUUUGGCCAGCUAUAAACAGAGCAAGCUGGCCAAUAUUCUUUUCUCCCGAGAACUUGCAAGGAGAAUGAAAGGUACUGGAGUCUCAUCGUAUAGCCUGCAUCCAGGAGUUAUUCGCACAGGCCUGGGUCGUCACAUCGAGUCGUGGUACCCCAUGAUGAAGACCGUAAUGACUCUGCCCAGUAUGCUGCUGAUGAAAACUCCCUGGCAGGGUGCACAAACCUCUAUCUACUGUGCUGUCACAGAGGGCUUGGAGAGGAAGUCCGGCUGCUAUUUCAGUGAUUGUGCUGAUAAAGACCCUGCUCCAGAAGGGAAAGAUGAUGCAGUGGCAAGAAGGUUGUGGGAGGAGAGCGCUCGAUUGGUCGAACUAAAUGACCAGUGCUGAAACGUCAUACUGCACAAGUAGGACGCACUUACUUCCCCUAGAGGUGAUCCUGCGAACGAAAACUCGUACAGGUGGCGUAAACAGAGAGCAGCCCAGAGAUCUUUCUCAAAGAUGCCAGACCAUUAGAAAUACAUACCACUAGUAAAUUUAUGUUAGAUAUUAAAUUGCUGCUGCAGUGUGAUGGCGUUCUGUUUUAGUGAUGUAUGCUGCGUCCC